Molecule: messenger RNA, 1101 nt
Organism: Merops nubicus (carmine bee-eater)
Lineage: Eukaryota; Metazoa; Chordata; Aves; Coraciiformes; Meropidae
Gene: LYSMD2
Product: LysM, putative peptidoglycan-binding, domain containing 2
Exons: 2
Coding region: 1-390 (129 amino acids)
Source: RefSeq, a predicted model, not a curated record
AUGGAACAAAUAAAGAGGGCAAAUAAGCUGUUCACUAACGACUGUAUAUUUCUGAGGAAAACCCUGAACAUUCCUGUUAUAUCAGAGAAACCAUUACUCUUCAAUGGACUUAAUUCACUGGAGUCUCCUGAGAAUGAAACUGUUGACAGCUCCCCUUCUUGUGAUGAAGGACUAGUGACAGUUCAGGAGGAAAGUAGCUCUUCUCCCAGUCCUCAAGAGCCUGACAAUCAGCCCACUGCACCAGAAGAACUAUCUGCCAAAGAUUUCCUACAGAGGUUGGACUUGCAGAUUAAGUUGUCCAAACAAGCAGCCAGAAAACUAAAAGAUGACAAUGUCAGAGAGGAGGAGAAUGAGGAAGGCCCCUAUGCAACUUCUUCAUAUCAUCAGUAGAAGACAGAUGUGAUGGCCUGAAAUCUUCCCACGAAAUCAGUUCUUAGAGAACUAAAUGGUCAAUAAUUCAAAAAACAAGUCUUUUGGACUCAUCAUCUUGAUGUACUUAAAAGAAGACACAAAUGGGCAAUUGCACUGAAAUUAUGACCUCUUCUGCCUUCCAUAGGUUAAUGUCCUUAUGCUAUAUUGACAAAGGGUUUAAGCCUUCCAAAACUAGCAAUGGCCUUUAUACCCCUUCUGUGCAAACUGUAGCAUGGUAGCAACAAAAUAUCCUUGAGGUCACCUUUAUGCAGGAUGUUGAUCUUUAGUAAAGAUUUUGUAAAUACUUAUUAAAGUGAAACUUGUUUUAAGUAUUUAAAAAAAUUAAAUAAGUUGGCUUGUAAAUGACAAACUAUGAAAAUAAUAGACAUUUACUUACUCUGCAAACAUAGGCAGGUUUGCUGUGGAAGUUUUGUCUACUUCAGGACUGUAGAACUUGCCUUGGAACUCUAUGUGCGUCUGUGUGGUUCUGAUGUAUUCCUAGAAAGGGGAAUUCAACUUGUUUUGAUUAAAGCCUUUAUAGUUAAACAACAGUUUGCAAAUUGGAUUUCUGCUAAUAGAAGAGUUACAGCAAGAGGUUUUUCUUUGUGAGAUAUGACGUUGGAAUAUCAGAUGUGUGUUCUUGUGUGCAGUUAUAUUUUGUGUGCUUUUAUUUUAAUGAAUAAAAACAUA